Puntigrus tetrazona (Sumatra barb) is the source of this 2392-nucleotide messenger RNA. RefSeq names its product regulator of MON1-CCZ1 (gene rmc1). NCBI's taxonomy places the organism in Eukaryota, Metazoa, Chordata, Actinopteri, Cypriniformes, Cyprinidae. Gene Ontology annotation, cellular component: Mon1-Ccz1 complex; lysosomal membrane; late endosome membrane. The transcript has 20 exons. Gene Ontology annotation, biological process: regulation of autophagy. The record is from RefSeq and is a predicted model, not a curated record.
CUCACUUUUGACGGACGCGGAAGUGGAAUCACCAGCUAAAGUAAAAACACGAAAAAGCUCUGGAAUAAACGACUGUACGUAAAACGAUAUGAGUGACGAAUAUUAUCUAGAGCUCAGUGAAAACCCCGUGCAGUUUGAGAACGCAUCCAGCGUCAACAAUGUGUUUUUCGACGAGGCAAACAAACAGGUGUUUGCGGUACGGUCCGGCGGGGCCACAGGUGUUGUGGUUAAAGGGCCCGAUGACAAGAGCUCAGUGGCUUUCAGAAUGGAUGACAAAGGAGAGGUGAAGUGUAUCAAAUUCUCAUUGGGGAACAAAAUCUUAGCUGUGCAGCGCACCACAAAAUCUGUUGAUUUCAUGAACUUCAUUCCUGACUAUCCACACUUGGAAUUUUCCCAUGAGUGCAAGACAAAGAAUGCCAGUAUUCUCGGAUUUUGUUGGACCAACUGGAACGAGAUUGUGUUUGUUACUGAUCAGGGAAUAGAAUUUUAUCAGGUGCUGCCUGAUAAACGAACCCUGAAGCUCUUAAAGAGCCAGAGCAUCAAUGUGAACUGGUACAUGUAUUGCCCGGAGACGGCCGUUCUUCUCCUUUCCACCACUGUUCAGGGCAAUGUGCUGCAGCCUUUCGCUUUCAAGACUGCCACCAUGUCGAAGAUGUCCAAGUUUGAGAUCGAACUGCCAGCGGUUCCCAAACCGGCCAAACUCAGCCUUUCUGAACGUGACAUCGCCGUGGCUACGAUUUACGAUCAGCUCUAUGUGAUGUAUCUGAAGCAUCACUCCAGAACCACCAACAGUCCUGGAGCCGAGGUGGUCCUCUACCAUCUUCCUAGAGAAGGCACUUGUAGGAAGACCCAUGUGCUCAAACUAAACACCACGGGCAAGUUUGCUCUAAACGUGGUGGAUAAUUUAGUUGUGGUGCACCAUCAGAGCUCACAGACUUCACUAAUUUAUGAUAUAAAACUGAGGGAAUUAGAUGGUGCAUUAAAUGUGCAUCAGCCUGUGCUUCCUGCUCGAUCCAUCAAUCCCUACAAGAUCCUGCAUUCAGGACCUGCAGCCGCUCCAAGCCAGGCCCCGGUGCCCUGCGAACUUUACUCGUCUUCCUGGAGUGUUUUUCAGCCGGAUAUCAUCAUCAGUGCCAGUGAAGGAUAUUUGUGGUACCUCCAGGUGAAGCUCCAGCCUACGCUGAAUCUCCUGCAGGAUAAAGGCAAACUCAUGGACUUCCUGUUACGGAGACGAGACUGCAAAAUGGUCAUCCUGUCUGUAUGCUCGCAAAUGCUUACAGGAGGAGAUAAAGGGAACCUGUCCGUGGUGGCCACGGUGUUUGAUAAACUCAACCAAGUGUACAAAGAGUACCUGGAUGCAGAGCAGGCGUAUACUGCGGCUAUGGAAUCAGGACCCAGGGUUAUUUUUCGCUGCAGCACUUCCAAAGAUUAUAAAAGGCAGGGUCAAAGAAGGACUACAAUAGGCGGUGAUAGAUCAGUCAGACAUGUACCAAGCUUUUGACACUGGCUAGUACAUUUCUCUGUAGAAUUUCGUCUUGCAUUGUCUGACUUCACUGAGAAGAAGGGAGUGAAGCAUAAGUUCAUCAUUGCAGUUCUCAUGGAGUACAUUCGCUCUCUCAACCAGUUUCAGAUUCCCGUUCAGCAUUAUUUGUAUGAGCUAGUCAUCAAAACUCUGGUCCAGCACAACCUCUUCUACAUGCUCCACCAGUUUCUUCAGUAUCACGUCCUGAGCGACUCCAAACCGCUGGCCUGUCUGCUGCUGUCUCUGGAGAGCACUUAUCCACCUGCUCACCAGCUCUCUCUGGACAUGCUGAAGAGGCUCUCCACCGCCAAUGAUGAGAUCGUGGAGGUUCUUCUGUCUAAGCAGCAGGUUCUGGGCGCUCUGCGUUUCAUAAGAAGCGUCGGGGCCCACGAUAACGUCUCCGCCCGGAAGUUUCUGGACGCCGCGAGGCAAACAAACGACACCAUGCUGUUCUACACCAUCUUCCGCUUCUUCGAGCAGAGGAACACGCGGCUGCGCGGUAAUCCAGGUUUCAACCAAGGAGAGCACUGUGAGGAGCACGUGGCCUACUUUAAGCAAGUGUUUGGAGACAACGCUUUGAUGAAACAAGCCGCGGCAUGAAAGAUGACAGGAACACAGAAACAAGGGUUUGAACCCUAGAAAGUUCAACUACGUUACAAGAGACACUUUAUCGUCUUAUAUGCAUGUUUGCCAUAAACUACAGAUGGUUUCAGAAGGAUAAAGAUAAGUACUAAUAUAUUAAUAUCACCACAUUGCAAAAAACUAACCGGUCUGUACUGUAUGUGUGAAUGCCGAUCAUGUAUAUACUUAAAACAAAUCUCUAGAUUUUACGGUCUGUAUAUAAUAAAUAUAAUAUGUACAUAUAUGAAA